AUGCAACCAAAUCAUUUUGGAUCUCGAAGUCGUGCGAACACGAACGAGAACGCCCCUCGAUCUUCUACGAACACAGCACCAAGCGGCGUCCAUGUCCCUCCGACCUACUGGGCGGCGAACCCACCCACUGCCCCGAUUACUUUACCACAGCCUCAAGCCCUCGCGGGUUUCCACUCGCUCAAUAAUGGGCCUACCUUUCCUUCUUCUUCGGAGCCAUCACAAUAUUCAGUGCAGACCUCUGUGACCCAGCCCUCCGAGGCCACCAGUCCGAUGCUGUCCAGGCCGGCAUAUGGUGUGCCGUCAUUCGGACCUCUUGUUGGGAGACCUCUAGAACAGCCUAUAUAUCCACAAUCCAGCAGCCGAAGUUCGUUAUCAGAUGCGUCAACAACUGUCGGCGGCCAGCGGGCCUUCGCGCCAUUGGAACCCCCACGAGUGGAAGCUCCAACGGAUGCGUCGAAUGCGCCUGACGAGCCAGCCAGAAGGUGCCAUCUUUAUAUCAGACAGCAGCCUAGAGCCGCUCGUGCCGGGCCGGAUGGAAAGGACAGAAGAGCCAUCGACCCGCCUCCAAUCUUGCAGCUACUAAUGGACGACUUCGACCCGGAUUCCGAAUCAGACGUCGCCGAGCUGCAGACCCAAUGGUGGGUGGUGUAUUGCAGCUUGGUAGCUGCUCAGUCUCCGGACACAAAUGUGACCACGAUGCCUCUGAUCACAGAGGACGGCCGGACAGAGUUGCAUCGGCUACUCCUGGGGACUCAUGUUGCGAACGUGACUCCGACCGCGGAUGAUCCCGAUCCUCCCACGAUGCCCCUUCAUCCGAUCACCAAACCCAAACCCGCUCCGACGCCACCAAGUCCGACGUCGAGAUUUUUGCCCGCCUCGUCGCGCUCUGCAGGCAGAGCACGGAGAGAAGCACACCAAGUCCCUGGAGCAUUCUUCAUCUUUGCCGAUCUUUCGGUGCGCAAAGCGGGCGAAUAUCGCCUGCGGUUUGAUCUCAUGAGGUUAGACGAUAGCAAUCUGGUCCCCGGGGCAUGUGUUCCAUGCACCAACCAAGUCAUCAGUCAGGUAUUCCGAGUGGUCAACGCCAAAGACUUUGAUCAGGUACAACCCAGCACGAAUCUGGUCCGGGGUUUACUGGAGCGUGGCGCGGGCUUUCCGCUAAAACUGAAGAAGGGCACACGGGAAGGUCAAAGGCGCCGCCGGCGUCAAUCUGGACAGGACAGUGACGACGAUUCGAAUGUUGACGAUAAUUACGACUGA
Capronia coronata CBS 617.96 is the source of this 1257-nucleotide messenger RNA. RefSeq lists its product as uncharacterized. The transcript is spliced from 3 exons. NCBI's taxonomy places the organism in Eukaryota, Fungi, Ascomycota, Eurotiomycetes, Chaetothyriales, Herpotrichiellaceae. The record is from RefSeq and is a predicted model, not a curated record. The coding region runs from base 1 to 1257 and encodes 418 amino acids.